AUGAAUGAUGAUUUAAUGCUGUCCGAUGACAGAAGAAGGACUCCUACAUUCUGGUUUUAUCCCUGCCUCCGUCAUCAUGAGACUGUCUCUGGUUUCACAACAUCUGCUGGUGUUCAUAUCAGUCCUGUCACUCACCAGGGCACAAACAACAAUGGACCAAACAACAUUUACAUUAAUAACACCUACAACAAUAACAGCUGCACCGACAACAACACCAACAACUGCACCUACAACAACACCUGCACCAACAACAACAACAAAUGCACCAACAACAACAACAGCUGCACCGGCAACAACACCAACAACAACAUCUGCAUCAACAACACUACCUACAACACCAUCAACUGCACCAACAACAACAGCAAAUGCAACAACAACAACAACUGCCCCAACAACAACACCUACAACAAUAACAGCUGCACCGGCAACAGCACCAACAACAACAUCUGCAUCAACAACAAGACCUACAACACCAUCAGCUGCACCAACAACAACAACAAAUGCAACAACAACAACAACUGCCCCGACAACAACACCUACAACAAUAACAGCUGCACCUACAACAACAAAUGCACCAACAACAACACCUUCAACAAUAACAGCUGCACUGGCAACAACACCAACAACAACAUCUGCACCAACAACACCACCUACAACACCAUCAACUGCAACAACAACAACAACAAAUGCAACAACAACUGCCCCAACAACAGCACCUACAACAUUGACAGCUGCACCGCAACAACAACAAAUGCAACAACAACUUCACCGACAACACCACCUACAACAACACCUACAACAACACUGGCAGGCAUUACAGCAACAACAACAACAACAAAGUCAUUGACGGACCCUUGCUACAAAUACACUGUGCUGGAUGAUCCUUGGAGAUCCCCAGACUAUCCAUAUUCCCCCCAAUCCUUAAUGUGUGAUUAUUAUGUCAACUGGGUCGGCUGGUAUCGUCUCUUCAUUAAUGGUCAGAGCGCUCAGAUGUCAGAAACAUGUGUUAAUGAGCUUAGUUGUAGCACUCAUGCCCCAAUGUGGCUGAACGGAACGCAUCCAAAAGUUGAGGAUGGAGUGGUCAGUCGAAAUGUCUGCGGUCACUGGGAGAAUAAAUGCUGCCGUUUCCAAUCCAAUCCCAUUAAAGUGAAAGCCUGUCCAGGAGGUUAUUAUGUGUAUGAGUUUGUGAAACCAAAUUACUGCUCUGGGACCUACUGUGCAGCACCGAAGAUAUUCUACCCAUUCGGUUCAGCAGUAGGAGACACAAGAAAUCCUGCUGCUGAAGAUGGAAGCUCUUCUGUUAUUCAGCUGUUGAGUCCAUUUCUGUUCUUUGGUCGCACAUACCAGCAGAUUUAUGUGAAUAAUAAUGGAUACCUCACAUUCAACCAGCCUUCAUCAGCAUAUACUCCCUACUUCUUUCGCACUAAUGGAAGCCAAGAUAUAAUUGCAGGUCUCUGGACAGAUCUUGACAACCGUGUGAGAGGUGUUGUUUCUUAUCAUCAGUACACCAGUGGAAGUGUUCUCUCAAACACCACUAAGCAUAUAAACACAUAUUUCCCAAAUCUGAACUUCAACGCUUCUUGGGUCUUUGUUGCAACGUGGGAUAAAGUCGCUUAUUUCAGUUUAACCAACACAGACACAUCGUUUCAACUGGUUUUAAUUUCAGGCAGCAAUUAUUCCUUUAUUCUGAUGAAUUAUGGUGACAUUGCUGUAACUGGACAUCCAGUGCAGGCUGGUUAUGACACGGUAAACUCCACACACUACUUUGUGAUUCCUGGAUCAGACAGCGGCAGCUUCAUCUCAAACCUCCGGAACUCCAGUAAUGUCAAUGUUCCCGGUCGAUGGGCCUUCAGGGUGGACAGUGGACCAAGAAACAGCAUCUUGAAAAACAAUGUCAUUGGAACUCAAGUGAGACUUUCUUCAUUUUCAGACCUAACACAGAGUGGAAACAUUGAAAUGGUUUUAGAGCAUAUGAAACAGGAGCUGGUCAAGUACGGUCUGCCAAACAGCGUCGAGCUGAAGUUAAGAAAACUACAAAAGAUAAAGCCGUAA
This is a messenger RNA of Labeo rohita (rohu), 2052 nucleotides long. RefSeq lists its product as uncharacterized. The coding region runs from base 1 to 2052 and encodes 683 amino acids. The record is from RefSeq and is a predicted model, not a curated record. Gene Ontology annotation, biological process: cell-matrix adhesion. NCBI's taxonomy places the organism in Eukaryota, Metazoa, Chordata, Actinopteri, Cypriniformes, Cyprinidae. The transcript has 11 exons.